UUCAUCAGUAAGGUCUACAGCUUUGGCUCUUUUCUGAUAUUUGACCAACACAUCAAGGGAUUUGGGUGUAUCAGGAUGAACUUGGUGUCAGCGGCCACCCAGCUUGCUGUAAAAGUGUUUGAGGGGCAACAAAAGACAAACUGAUACAGACAGAGUGUGAGAAGGGAUUUCUUUCUGUAAGGGAUUCCCCCGCCCAAGGAAACAGAGGUGUACUGACAGACGAGUCAUGAACAGAAGCUGGAGGUGGAACAUGACAUCUGGAACCAGCUGAAGCUGUCAGGCUUCAUGUCUCUAUCCUCCCUUGAGGAAGGACACGAAGAUGAGUGUCACCAACGAUCACUCCAACAUCCUGGCCAUCAUCUUCCUCCUCCUGUCUACUGAAGUUUUUUCUGCACACUUUCGGGUGUGCGAACCUUACUCUGAUCACAAGGGGCGCUACCACUUUGGAUUCCACUGUCCUCGUCUCUCAGACAAUAAGACGUAUAUGUUCUGCUGUCACCAUAACAACACAGCCUUCAAGUACUGUUGCAACGAGACCGAGUUCCAGACAGUCAUGGGGGUCAACCUGACCACAUCUCCAGAUGGUUACACUCACAACAAUUACUCUGCCUUAAUCGGCGUGUGGAUCUAUGGAUUUUUCGUCAUGGUGCUGUUAGCCCUUGACUUCCUGUAUUAUUCUGCCAUGAACUAUGAAGUGUGUCGGGUAUAUCUAGAGAAGUGCGGUCUGGGGGGCCGCUGGCUGAAACAGGCCCGCACUCAGUGGCACGCCACUGGGCAGGAGGAGAAUGACGGGCGGCCUGUUCAACCUAGAGCUCUAUCAGAACCUCAUGAGCAACAUCAUCAACACAGCUGCAGUCAGACCAGACACAGCAUGAUAGAGGACACACAUAACACAACACAGAUUGCACACAACACAGCAACAGCCUGUGUCUCUUGUGUGGAACUACUUUGAAUCGGGUGACAAUGACAGCAGAAAGACACAGCUUCAACAUUCAGAAUUCAGUUAAUAUAUGAGGACCAACUGUUGGCAUCCCCCAACGAGGAAGUGCAUCAUGGAAAUAUAGUACAUGCCCCCUGCUGCGUGGACCUAAAUAUGCCUCGGGGGCCAAAUGGCCCGAAGCUGCUCAUUGUGGUCCAUAUCACACUAAGCACAACCUUCAACCCCUCUACAAAACCAAAACUACCAGAACCACAGAAGAACCAGUGAGGAGCUAGAUGGGUUUCUGAAGGAGUACAACAAGCUGUAUUGAGAUGUGCGGAAGUCCAGAAGCAAACCUCGGACUGAUGCAAAAAAAUUCACAUGAGCACUAGAAAGUCGAGACAGAAACGCAGAAAAUGCCGAGACUCAACAUCUAUUAGAUGUUUUUGGGGGACCUUUGUAGCCGUUUUGCACUUUUUUUGUCUGGAUUAAACUUUCUGUAACUGUGCGAUGUUGGUUUAUUUAUUCAUGGUCAGGGAAUAUUUUGACAAAUGAGAACCGAAAGAUGGAUCAGAGUCCUCCAACAUCAUUUACAAGAUUCUCACUACCUGUUAUGCCUUCUUAUGAAUUAGAAAUUAUAUGACCUUAUAGUAGUAAAUGUCACUCACUUGGCAUCAUUUUCUGGUUAAAAAUACGUGAAAUUAAUGUUUGUUUUUGACUGCUGUGAUAUUAUAAAAUUGUUCUCAUUUGUGAGAAUCAUUGAGGUAACCAAUUGUGUUAAGGGUUUUGUCCAUUUUUAUUUUAUUUCAUGCCCUGAGGAUCACUGUAUUGUUUGUGUGCGCUCGUGCAUGUGUGAGUGUGCCACUUCAUGUUGUUGAGACUGGGAAGAAAUUAUUCUGCAGUAUUCCCUUUGUUAACUAUAUUAAUUGGUUGAGUUCAUUUAGAUUUCAUUUUCAUUUUAGUUUUCAAGUGAUCUGCCAAAAUAAAAAGACUAAAAACUAUUACACUCUUUGUGCGUUUCAAAAUAUUGCAGUCAUUAAUUUUCAGAAAGGUCAACAGCAAAUGUGUUAGCUUCGAAAACAACAUGAAAAACCAUUCGCAACAUAUUUUACUUACGUAAUGGUGUUCAAAUAAAAUAGGGAAAGUAGGGAAAUCAAAAUUAGUUUUUUCAAUUUUAAAACGUAACGCUGUAAACCCUAAAACGACAGUAAAAGUGACGAUUUAAACAACUUCAGAGCUCAAAUAAUACACAAGUUUUAACAGAGGAAUUAAUGCACCCUUUUCACACUUCCGUGUUCGCAAAGCGGAAGUCGUUAACCAGUGCCACUACAUUGUUCCUGUUUGCACAAAUUCUAAAAUAUAACGUCUGGGGUUGUGUUUCCAUGAAUUUCCAAAAGAUGCUGAACUUUGUACGAGCUCGUGGUUUCAGGCAAUUAAACGCAAAGGAGAUAACUUCGCUAUUAAAUGAGGAAGCACUUUAGUCUGUGAGCAGUAUUUUCAAGAUGAGGACUGGCAGAAAUUGCUCACAGGUGGAAUUGUGAAACGCUUUGAAAUCUGAGCUGUGCCGUCACAGUUUCAAUGGAAUGAUUACACAUCACAACCGACACAGGACUGUGUGUUUGACAGGGUUAAAAAUCAGGGGAAAUGUGCAUAAAUGUCAUGAAAAUGUACACACAUACGGAUCUUAUUGGUGCUUAUCUUUAAGCAUUUAUUUACAUAUAUAUUUAUUUAAGCAAAAUAUAAUUAUUUUUCUUUUGAUUUUGGGGUGAAAUAUGACCUGGACAUGUUCUUGACAGAUUUCAUGACAUUCAAAAACACACAUACUAACGAAAUGUUUCUUGAAACACACUGGGAUUACUUCUGCCAAAUAAAUGCAUACAUAAAAUAUAUACAUAUAUUUUAAAACUGCCACAUCAAAAUGUAUGGUAAUUUAGUUAGUUGUCCUCAGUUAUAUGAUUUAACUCUUGGUAUCACAGAUGUACAAGCAUUGAAUGAGUUUUAAAUAACCUGUUGCCACUUUUCAGGGAUCAUUCCUUGACCUAUUGUGCAAUCAACAUGACAUUCUGGGAUAGAAGGAAAACUCAUUAUUUCAGUAAUUGGACUGAAUUGAAAACCGAGAUUUGCUGUAUGUGAUUGCAACUGUCAACUUGCAGCUUGAAAAUGGCUUCACAAACAAUAAAUAACAGUCCUAACCUUAUUUAAAGAGUUGAAUGUCACGAAAACAGUUGCCUUACCGUCAAUUUUCACCUGUAUUUUACGGCUUUGUGGCUUUUACCUCACAACAGGUGGUUUGGUAAGACACACUCUUGUGGUGUGUUUCAUAAGUGAGUAUAACAGGUGUGUUUUCACAAUCAGGCGAACAGUUCUUGGGGAACCGCGCAGCUGGAAAAACAUUUUUGUGCUGAAGUAAAUAAACCAGAAAAGAUUAAGUACUUUCUACAUUGAAUGGGUUAGUUAACGGUAAGCGUGAACUAGAAAAUACUAUGUAAAUUCUACAUUUGUGAUAUAAUUAAUAAGUACAAUUUUUUUUUAUUAUUAUUUACAUUUUUACUUAAAGUACCAUAUACAUCAGAUUUGUAAGUAAAAGUAACUGUAUUAACCGAAAUGUUUAAGUUAAAUUUACUCACUUUAAUCAAUAUUAUGUCAUGAAGUAAAUUUUACUUCUACUUUUAACUGUGUGAAAUAAAAGUAAUUUUUAUUAGUCUUUUUGUGUGUGUGUGUGCCUUCCAAAAAUGUUUUAAAUGUCAUAUCCAUCACAGAAUGAAUGGUGAUUUAAAACGUAUUUGGGGAAAAAAGACAAAAAUUACAGAAUUCUCUUGUGAUACGUGCACAUCCACGAGACAUUGUUGGCAGACAAACUAAAUAAACUAAAAACGUGUUUAAAGGGAACUUUUAUUUCUAAAAGUCCACAGUGACCAUAGUUGAAGAAACAUUCUACGACUCUUAUCACAGUUUGAGUAAUUUGGUUUUCUCAGUGAAACAUUGAAUCUGAAAUAUUGUGAGAAAGAUCUCCAGUGGUGACUCAUCCAUCUUUCCUGCCUGGGGUCUGUGAUGAUUAGAACAUCAGCGGGGGGUUUCAGUCAUAGUUUAUUGGCGUAUGUACUCAUUUAAACCAUUCGCUGCCUUCAGUAGCCCCCCGACAACACUGUCCCCCCCAGAAACCACCCUACUGUCACACCUCCACAAUAGUGAUACGUCAUUAGCCGUCUUGUAGUGGACACGGUGACAUCUCAGGAGGAACUGGACUUUGAUAGAUGUUUUAUGUCUUACAGUUACAAAGUUCAAGAUGAGUCUAUCUGAGUGGUCUGGUCACUCAAGGCAUUUAUGUAGGCUGCUUUUGAAGUUAUUAAAGGAAAAAGUUCAUGGUGAUGGUGUAUUCGGCCCCAUUUCGCGGCUGGCCCACCAGAAAAAUUCCUGGUUCUCCCUAUGGCUCUCCCUAAUUCACCAUUAAAACGGCAUGAGAGCGUCUAUUCGCCCACACCCCGAACCCUGUUCACUGAGAGUAAACCUGCACAUAAUGCUUUUGCCAUUUAGAUUAAGUGAAAACAAUUCACUGUAUCCAAUUUAGGAGAACACACAUUAAGGAAAUUAAAUUACAGGGGAGGGUGGGGGGGUGUUCUUGGAGAGAAAUGCACUUUAAGUGCUGACAUCGAGAGCAGAUAGCUUCAGUUUUCCUCGUAAAGGUUAGAAAUUGCGCCAAUGUGUCAUUGGAUUUGUAUAAAUUCUUAUCAAAGCACUUUUAAAGGAUUUAUUCG
Myxocyprinus asiaticus (Chinese sucker) is the source of this 4674-nucleotide messenger RNA. It is a transcript of the gene shisal1b, whose product is annotated as shisa like 1b. Lineage: Eukaryota; Metazoa; Chordata; Actinopteri; Cypriniformes; Catostomidae. The record is from RefSeq and is a predicted model, not a curated record. The coding region runs from base 320 to 952 and encodes 210 amino acids. The transcript is spliced from 6 exons.